AAUAUUUAGUAGUGGUAAUAGUUCAAUUAAAAAAAUCCUUAUAAGCCUUAUUUAUAUUAGUUCCAACUGAUCCCCGAUUUCAUCAUCUAUUAAAUCCAGAAAAAAAAUUCCAGAUCAGUGCUUCCUCCGGCAAAGCUAUCGUUUCUUUCUCAAAUUCUCACAAAAACCCUAAAUUCUCUCUUUCUCUGCCGCCUUCCCAGCUGGGUUCGCCGGUUCUCUUCCCUUCAUCUCUAUCAGAAAGAAAAAAAAAAUCCAGCGGGCAAAUUCCCUACUGGACGACCCUUCAUAGAGUUGGUUUCUAUGUGAUCGUGUAGGAAAUUUAAGGUGUUAGUAUGAAUAAAUUUUUGGAAUUUGGAAGAAAAGCCUUAUUUUAUGUGAGAGUUCUUUCUGGGUAUGAAGAACGUAGAAUCAGGAAUUUCAGAUUGCAGAUGGAGAACCGCAUCAAACAGGCAGAAGCAAAGAAGGCAGCCAUAAGAAAGAUACCAGAGCAGGUUAUUUUAUCAGAGGUUCGCCGAAUGGUUGAGGAGAUGCAAAAUUUGAAUAAGAAGCUAGAAGAAACAGAGGCUGCCAUUGAGGAUUACUUCAAGCCACUUGAUAAAGAGGCUGAGACAUUAAUGAAAGCGCAACUCGAAGGAGAAGAAAAAACAAUGAGGCAGAUGAUGACAGCCAUGCAGCAACAGGCUUUGCUCGAAAAAGCCGAGGCAGAGCAAAAUGCAAAGGUGCAUAAUGUAGACACGAAUAAUGCAAGCAACCAGGAAUCAGAAUCCUCUGGCCCUCCUGACCAAGCUCAGAUGAGAUGAUCUCAUGCAAUAUAUAAUAGAUUUAGAAUUCAAUUUUGUGAGAUUACUUGCCAACACUUAUUCUCAUUUAAUCAAUAGUGCUUUGUCAUGAGUUUGCUUGGUUCUCUUAAUAACCAAGUUAAAACUUGGUAAAAUACCGAGUCAGAUCAAUAAGAUUUUGUCUAUGCAAUUAUGAUAUCCUGUUUUGUCUGUAGAUUUAUUUCGCCCCCGUAUGAUAAAGUGAGAUUGUGAGGAACUUUUGGUGUGCUUGGGGGAGAUUUGGAAGAAAGGGGUUUGGUCUGGAGGGAAGGUGUGGUCUUACAAUUUUUUUGUGUUCUAUUAGGAGCUUCACAAUCUAAAAUUGUUUUACGAUUUAUUAAUUCCCAGUUAUGUAAACGCAUUAAUCCUCAAUCAAGUGCUUGUGAUGCGUGUUUGGUUUA
This is a messenger RNA of Humulus lupulus (European hop), 1219 nucleotides long. RefSeq lists its product as uncharacterized. The record is from RefSeq and is a predicted model, not a curated record. The transcript has 4 exons. Lineage: Eukaryota; Viridiplantae; Streptophyta; Magnoliopsida; Rosales; Cannabaceae. Bases 333 to 800 code for a protein of 155 amino acids.